This is a messenger RNA of Desarmillaria tabescens, 932 nucleotides long. Its product is annotated as adaptin ear-binding coat-associated protein 1. Gene Ontology annotation, cellular component: clathrin vesicle coat; membrane. The record is from RefSeq and is a predicted model, not a curated record. The transcript is spliced from 5 exons. Gene Ontology annotation, biological process: endocytosis. Lineage: Eukaryota; Fungi; Basidiomycota; Agaricomycetes; Agaricales; Physalacriaceae. The coding region runs from base 1 to 630 and encodes 209 amino acids.
AUGGACGUCGACGACGAGAUCGAGUCUAUCCUCUUCAUCAUAAGGGAGAUAUCCAUAUACAAGAUACCGCCCUUGAAAGUCAACGCCGGCCAUCGCGCAAUGGAAUGGGGCGAUCUCAGCAAUCCUCUAUGGAAAGGCCGUCUGAAAAUAGUGGAGAAAUCAUCUGGCGCAUCCCUGCUAUUUGAGGAUGCCCAGACAGUAUUCGCUAAGACUGCAUAUGAUCCCGAUCGCCCUUCUGUUGAAGCCGUGUUGGAUUCAUCGCGAUAUUUCGUUGUUCGGAUCGAGGAUGCUGGAAAGAAGGCUUACAUUGGACUUGGAUUUGCCGAAAGAACCGACAGUUUUGACUUCAACGUCGCACUCCAAGAUUACUCAAAGCGCCACAGGGCGGCCCUCCACCCGCCUCAUAGCGAGGCUGAAGAAGCACCCUCUCCUCAUGUACCCGCUGGUCCUAAAAAGGAUUACAGCCUCAAGGAGGGGGAAACCUUCACCAUUGCUAUUCCAGGUAGAAGCAAACCUGUGGCUUCAGAUACCAAUCUUCUAGGAUCAACUACGCAGUCUUCAUCUCAAACCUCCGCCGGGGGCGCAGUUCCGCUCCUACCUCCUCCGCCAAGCUCCAAGAAACGGUCAUAAACUGUAUUUAAGAUGUUUUCGAAUGGAUAUAUCGUCUUGAAAUCAAUCGUUUCACGUUGCUGCUCACUGCUUAUACAGAAUACUGUUUGCAAAGACGUGUAUUAGCAAGCGUUGAUACAAAUGCUUGGUUCCAAGAAUAGUGCUGUAAUCUGAUUGGGAUCCUGAGUUAGAACAUGCAUGAUAUUCAAACGUGCCUGUACAAUGGAACGUCAUGUCGACGGAUCUAUCUUGAUCAUCAUCGUAGAGUCCGACAAAUGCGCUGAUGAUUGUAGAUCAUCCAUCUGUACUUUGUACUUCGCAAG